AUGCCCACGAUGGAAAAUUUCAACCAUUCAGUAAAUAGGGCUUUCCUGCCUCUUCUCACUCUCUUCAUAUGGCUCAUGCCUCAACUUGUCUCGGGACAGAUAGCGAUACAGACGCAGUCGGUGCCUGGUAUCAUGCCCACAUUGGCCGGGCCAUCAAAACCGCGGAUCACCCCCUGGGACGAGGAGUGUACCACCAGAGGCCUAAUCAGGCCAUGGAUACUCUACUCUUCUUGCACAAACUCCGUCAUACUGGACCAGUUCUGGUCGAAAACCUGCGUACCCACACAAGAGUAUAGCACGGCAGAAAAUUUGUACACCAAGCAGCUUCUCGAGGGUGUCUGCCCUGGUAUCUCGGCUGUAGUCAACUUUUCUUACCCGUUCCAGACUUCGGCCACCACAACCGCCGAGGGGACUACAACGGCUACUUCGAGGGGCAGCGGUCCUGAUGGUGCUGCGGGGGCGUUGAGAGUUCCAGUGGCCUUUCCGAUUGUAGCUGUCGCUGUUGGCCUGUUUUUACCCUUGAUAUGA
This is a messenger RNA of Colletotrichum lupini, 528 nucleotides long. RefSeq lists its product as uncharacterized. The record is from RefSeq and is a predicted model, not a curated record. The transcript is spliced from 4 exons. Bases 1 to 528 code for a protein of 175 amino acids. NCBI's taxonomy places the organism in Eukaryota, Fungi, Ascomycota, Sordariomycetes, Glomerellales, Glomerellaceae.